CAGGCUCGUGCCGUCAAGCGGCUGCUGGCGCACCGGCUACCCGCGUACGACGCGGGGGCGGCCAAACAGGAGUGGUACGCCAUCGUUGAGGGCGACCACGCGCUGUGGCGGGGCGUGUCGGAUCCGUACAAACACACCAUCCGGGCGUUCCUUGUUCAGUUCCACACGUCCAUCCUGGCGCACAACUCGGGGGAAAGGUUCAGCUUUAAGAACGGCAGCGUGGGUAAUUUUUUCUUCGCCGGCGCCCGCAUCUUCUUCCGCUCCCUGGAGGCGGCCAUCUUCCUGUUCUCCCGCGUCGCCCGACUGCCCGAGGGCUCCCACGUGCUGCCCGCCAUUGCCACCGAGCAGCGAAUUACACUGGGCGCCGAGCUGGAGGAUGGCAGUGUGCUGCGGGGCCAGAACCAGAUCAGUCACCCGCCCCCGCCUGACGAGGGUAAGGUGGUGGGGAGGGGGAGUUUGGCGUGCUUGCAGUCCCCGGUCUGGCAGCAGCAGCAACAACAGCAGCAGCAGCAGCAGCAGGGGGAGCAUGAGGUUUUUCCGUCGGCUAAUCCACGGGUGCUGCAGGUAUGUGUUUGUUCGUGCGUAUAUCUGUGUGCGUGUGUUUUAAAAGUUAAAAAACACACGACGGUGUGUGUAUGUGGGAUGGGAGAGGCCAUAGCGGCGAGGAAUGUGCCCAAGGUAAUGAUGCUCAACGGCAGCCAUGAUCGAGAGACCUCGGGUAUUUUUCUGCCUGCCUGGGGCCACGUACAGGCAUGCGACGCGCUCAACCGCCGCCGUACACGUCGUCCUGGCGGCAGGCUGCGUCACCCGCCAAACGCCUACAUCACCGGCUUGCUCGUCCCACGUGGCGGCGCCAUCCGCGUGGAUCCCGCCGCACUGGCGCUACUUGGUGUACGGCACAUACUGGAGGUGGAUUCGUACAUGGACGAUCAGGGUCGUGCCAAUUUCGAGCCCGGAGCGCUCGUGGCGCGUGUGGAUGAGAUCCUGAGGUUGCACUGGGAAACAGCGGCUGCGGAGGCCGCCGCUGCGGUGGCGGGUACUGCUGGCGGCAGCGGCAGCGGCAGCAGCAGCGGCGGCGGCCCUAGGUCCAGUGUGCAACUUAGUACGAACGGACCGUCGCAGCAUCAGCAUCAGCAUCAGCAGCCAUUGGAGGUUAUCGUAGCUGGGUUUGUGGCGGAGGACGGGGCGGAGGACGAGCAGGUGGCCCUGGCGGCGGGUGGCCCUGAGGGGGGGGAGAGUUGGCAGGGCAGCGGGCGCGGGUGCGGGUGA
Molecule: messenger RNA, 1269 nt
Organism: Volvox carteri f. nagariensis
Lineage: Eukaryota; Viridiplantae; Chlorophyta; Chlorophyceae; Chlamydomonadales; Volvocaceae
Exons: 7
Molecular function (GO): LPPG:FO 2-phospho-L-lactate transferase activity
Source: RefSeq, a predicted model, not a curated record